Messenger RNA from Effrenium voratum, 894 nucleotides. Lineage: Eukaryota; Dinophyceae; Suessiales; Symbiodiniaceae. The record is from the annotation of a GenBank genome assembly.
AUGCUAAAGCGACAGAGAGCUGGCUCGGUAGUUGUCAGCUCUGCGGCGCAAGGCGAGGAGUGGUGGCAAGACCCAUCCAACUGCUCUGAUGCUUGCUUCAUGUGGAAGCGCCAGUGGAACCCCGAUUGGGACUUCCGUUCGCCGCCAACUGGGGAGAAGUCCAAGGUGGGCAAGAUCCGGCAUCUGCUCUUCAUCCGGCAUGGGCAAUAUGAUCUGGAGGGCGAGGAGCACCGCCUCACGGAGCUGGGGCGCAGGCAGUCGGAGAAGUUGGCGCAGCGGCUGGUGGCGGAGCGCCAGGGACUGAAGAAGGAUCGCUACGGAGAGGUGAAGAUCAAUUACACUGGCAUUUGGGUCAGCAACGUGCCUCGCGCCCUAGAGACAGCACAAAUCCUCAGCUCGUUCCUGCCAGAUGUGCCGCUAAAGGAGCCUGAGCCAUUGCUGGCGGAGGGCAAACCUACGGUGCCACACCCGACCUCCUCAGCCAAGGGCUUCGUGGGCGCGGACCUUUGGGAGGACUCCGUUCGCAUGGAGGCAGCCUUCCGGAAGUAUGUGCACCGCGAUGUGGAUCACAAGAAGUUGGCAGAGAAAAAGGCCAAAAAGGAGAAGAAGAAAAAACAAGAGUUGGGAGAUGGCUACGUGCCGCCGGAGAAGGAGGAGGAGCCGGAGCCAGAGCCCAAAGAGCCGGAGCAUGUCUUCGAGAUCUACGUUUGCCACAUGAACAUGAUACGAUACAUGGUGAUGCGGGCCCUGCAGCUGCCUCCGGAGGCCUGGCUCCGGCUGCGCGGGGACAACACAAACAUCACGGAGAUCGUGGUGCAUCCAGACGGGCGCGUCAGCCUCCAUCGCUUCGGGGAUGUGGGGCAUUUGCCAGUGGAGAUGGCGACCUUCCACUGA